AUGGGUCCCCAGCCCGCCGACGACGCGUCCCUCCGGCACCGGCGCCGACGCUCCUCCGUAUCCUCCAUCGCUUCGGUGACCGACACGCUGAUCGCAAAGGCGAAACACCUCGAGUCCGAGGUAGAAAAGGCCUUUCUCCUCCUCUGGGACGACCUCCCCGACUGGCGCCGCGAUAACUCCUUCAUCUACAGCGGGUACCGUCCCUCGACGAGCAGCUUCACCGACUGCUUCACCUCCUUAGGAUACCUCCACAACGAGUCUGUCAACAUUUAUUCCCACCUCCUCGGCGCCGUCGCCUUCCUGUCCGGGGCCGCGUUCCUCUACUCCGUCGUUGCUCCGCGCUAUGAUACCGCCUCCGCCGCCGACGUACUCGUCUUCGCUUGCUUCUUUGGUGGCGCCAUUUGCUGCCUGGGCAUGAGCGCCACGUUUCAUGCCAUCUCGAGCCAUUCCGAGGCAGUUGCGCGCGUCGGGAACAAGCUAGACUACUCGGGCAUCAUCUUCCUGAUUGUUGGGAGCUAUGUGCCAGCUUUGUACUACGGCUUUUACUGCGACCCUACGCUAAUGACGUUGUAUCUUGGGAUUAUGAUCCUGCUCGGACUAGGAUGCGGCGCCGUCUCGUGGGUCGACCGCUUCCGCACUCCGGCUUGGCGGCCGUGGCGCGCCGGCAUGUUUGUGGCCCUCGGCACCUCGGGCGUCGUCCCCGUGCUGCACGCGCUGAGCAUGUACGAGUUUCAGCAGAUGGAGGAGCGUAUGAGCCUCAGCCUCGUCAUCUUGCAUGGUCUCAUGUACAUCUUUGGCGCCGUUCUCUACGCCGCUCGGUGGCCCGAGAGAAGCUUUCCCGGCAAGUUCGACAUCUGGGGCAGCUCGCACCAGCUCUUCCACAUGUUUGUCCUUAUGGCCGCUGCCACCCACUUCUACGCCAUGGCCAAGGCGUUUGACCACCACCACACCGUUAUGGGGAAGCAGUGUUUGUGA
Messenger RNA from Parascedosporium putredinis, 975 nucleotides. The record is from the annotation of a GenBank genome assembly. NCBI's taxonomy places the organism in Eukaryota, Fungi, Ascomycota, Sordariomycetes, Microascales, Microascaceae.